Leishmania mexicana MHOM/GT/2001/U1103 is the source of this 4653-nucleotide messenger RNA. RefSeq lists its product as hypothetical. The coding region runs from base 1 to 4653 and encodes 1550 amino acids. The record is from RefSeq and is a predicted model, not a curated record. The transcript has a single exon. NCBI's taxonomy places the organism in Eukaryota, Euglenozoa, Kinetoplastea, Trypanosomatida, Trypanosomatidae.
AUGGCUACCUACCACGCCGCUACCUGCCACGCAUGCGAGCGGAGGAGCGAUGAAUGGGCACCGCCGCGAGUGGCACCACUGCCGCCACCGCUACGUGAAUGCCUUGUCUCUUGCUCCCCGUGUUCUCGCCUCUUCGCACACGACCAGGUAAACCUCUCCUAUCCGAUAAAGGACGCGUCAGCCACAGCCUGGAACGUGCUGGAUCUGGCCCUGGCGCUGUCGCGACACGACCACACAUCAGUGGUGGCCACUGCAGACGCGACGUGUGCGAGUGGUGGUACCGUGGACGGCGACCAAGAGGCGUUCUGCAGUCGGUGCAGCAGACAAUAUGCCCCCGCGUGCUGUUGCAGCUCUCUGCUCCAGAUUGACCCCGCCGAGCUGUGUGGGCUCUUCUGCGGCUCAACGUCAAGAGACGGCACUGUAUUGCGGCAUCCAUUGGCUGCUGGGCCGCUUCUCGCCAACGCACCAGUAUUCGCGCGGUGUAUACGGCUACGCUGCAUCCUUUUCGAUGUGGUACUCCAUGACGGCGCAGGCAAUUCAAACAUGAUCGACAGCGGUCUUUGUUCAUCGCCGUCUGUAACAGGAGCCCUCGCUGUCGCCGUCUGCGCACACACCGGCGCCGGUGUCACUGAAGACGGGGGAGUGGAUGAAGGCCAUGGAAGCAGCAACUGGCUUUCACUGUCCACGGCAUCCUCGGUAGCCAGCACGGCGUGCGCCCUGACCUGGCUUGUAAAGGUUUUCCUGCCACUGUCACAAGUCCCGGCCCUGGCAAUAGGGCUCACUCUGACCCGCCCCGCAUUUUCGGGUUCCGACAACGAGGUCGGCGCUGGCACGCCUAUGCAGUGGUGUUACGUGGAGCGCAGCGCUUCCUGCUCCGUGCCGUAUGACGCAUUGUGGGCGCACUGGACGGCGAUGGUCACACCACCAGAAAGUCUCCUAGCGGGUUCGAGGCUCGCGUCGGCGCCCUGCUUUGCCGAGGGCGAUCACGACGAUGACUUCAUCGUUUGGGGCCGCCUGCAGCACUACGCAGAGAGAGCGACCACAGUCUUGUUUGGUGGGCAGCCGGCCGGCUCUGUGACGCCCAAGUCCACACGUCUGUGCGCCCUUCUCGCGGUGCUCGGCGAUGUGCGCGCAUGUGCAACACGACGGUCCACCUCCAACCCACUCCCGGUUCUGCUCUCCGACGAGACGAAUGGGCCGCAGCGCCUGCUCUUUCAGUGGUUCACGUUUCUUGGGCUCCGAAGCGCAUCGUCGUUAGAAUGCCGGCCCUCGCUAGGGCUGUCGACUGAGAUCCACGCCAUCGUAUCCACACCCGACUGGCUGGCAGAGCUAAGCGCGUGCCACUCGAUGUUCUCUCUUGGACCCUGGCUGCACCUCGUCUCGCAGUGGCUGACUUUUCGCGUCCUGGAGGCCGCCCUGGAGUUGCUGCCGUCGAUGCUGCGGUGGAGGGCAGGAGGUGCGUCCUCUGCAGAGACGCACCUCCUAUUCCGCGCUGAUGUCGACUCGAGCCGGUGCUGCUCUCCCGGCCUGUGCUCCGGCGCUGAUAGUACGGCGUGUCCGGCACGAAAGAAGGGCGGCUUUGCACAGCUGCGGCCGUCUUGCUGGAUGCGAUACCGAACCACAGCAUCGACACCAGUUGCAGCACCGCCCUCUGUAGCCUCCAUCGCCGCCGCGCUGCCGGAGCUGCCCAAGGCAGAGGCAGUGCUCGUGUGUGUGCUUGAGCGCUUGAUGAGUGCCGCCAUCGGCCCAGCUGACGGCUCGCGCAAGCCGCCCUGUCGCUCCGCCACCGCGCACGCUCUUAUUCUCGAGCCGGAGGCGCACGGAGUGGUGACGUGUCGGCUGCACCUCGGUUCGCCUCCACCCAAGUGGCAACGCAAUGGGCUGUCUGUACGUGGGGCCGGCGUGCCACCUCUCUCAAAAAGUUUCCCAACAAGGCCCCUAGCACUGAGCUCAGCACCGCCGGCAGCACGCGCGGCACAUGCCCCCGUUGUCGCGGCCUUCCUCUCCUGGUACGCACUCGACUUUGACGCCGUCUUCGGUCGCCUCUAUCGUGUAUGGCGGCUCGCCCAACGGUACCACUCUCGCUGCCCCGCCAAGUCAUGCGGCGAAAUCGGGGCGGCGGGUGCAGCGGCUCCACACGAUAAUGACCCGUGGAGGGGUGUGGUCGACACGGCCGUGCGAUGCUACAGUGAUGACGCCGGCUGCAGUGGUCAAGCGUCCGAGGGUCCUGCACUUGGCUCGCUCGGUCGCUGCCUCCUCUUGGCGCUUUGGCUGUCGCUGGCCCUCGUCGAUGUUGACGAGGGCGUCGGUGCCGCCACCUCCUGCCCACCACUGGCGUGGAAAGGAACGCUGUACUACUCCAGUCGACGAAACGUGCUGCAUGUACGGGACUGGGGCACGGCCCUACAUAUACGUCACGUAGCCUCGUGUUUGUCUGCCGGGGCUCUGCAGGAUGGGAAUAGCACGGGGAGGGAGUGCGGCGCCGCUGUAAAGGAGGCGGUGUCGACCGUCGUCAACUCAUUCAAUCGUGCUCGCGCCGCCACCGUUGCCGCCCAGGCUCGCGCUAGACUUCAGGCGCCGUCAACGACUCAUCUACCUUUCCCUGAGGCACACGACUCUCGCGGGCACACCACGACAACCUCCCGUGGUGCUGGUGACACUACCGGCUGCAACACGUGCCGGCUUUUACGUAUCUCUCGCGAUGAUAGUGCUGCCGCGGAGGACGACGACGAGUGCAUCCUGCUGAGCUGGAGCUGCGACACUGCGAAGGAGGAAAGUGGGUCGCGUGAGGGCGGCUCUGGAGUGCCGCUCGUGCAACAGCAGCAGGGGAAGCCACGCACGGGUGGUGAUGACCCUCUGGCGUCCACAGAUCCACUGCCCAGCACCUCUCUCCAAAGCUCGUGGUUAGACUACAGCAUCGAAGAGUUCGCGGAGGCAAAUGACGGCACGAUCGGCCAGCCACCCGUGACACAGGCGCCAGCGCCACAAGUGAGGGAGGAUCCAGAGCAGAGUGCUCUUGAUCCUGCCGUAGCGGUGCCUCUCAUCGAGCUCGAAUCCCAUCUUCGCGAACUGCUGACACGUAACGCCCUGUCAGAGAUGCUUUCGCUCGUUGGCCUCACCGGAGGACUCGCGUGGCGCACGUGUGACGAUGGCGACGUGGCUGCUCGGCAGCGUCUCGCUAGCCACGCGCGGUCACAUAGCGUGAGGGCGGAGGCACGGCGACGGUUCGGUGGCUCUAGUGCGCUUCACGUAGAUACAGUGCAGCUUCACGAGGAUGAGCAACCGCCAUCACCUGCCGCCGCCGCCGCCGCUCACGUGGAUGUAUCCUUGUCGACGCGGCACGCUCUGCCUGCGCUAGCCUCCUCGAAAGCAGCGCGUCUUCAGGAGGACGAGGAGUCUGCUCGAAGCACACUCUGUGGCGCUGAGCAUCGCAUGCGUCAGUACACCUAUGCUCGUUGCACACACAUUGGCGGUCUGAUCCUACUGCAGAGCCAAGAAGCGCGAGGACGCCUGCACUUGAGCCAAGUGUGGGAGCUGGAGCAGGAGGAGUGGCAGAUGCGGUGGAGCACAGUUCUAGUGCCCGAGUGUGUGCUGCGUAGCCUCCUCCACGAGAAGGCCGCCGCAGGAGCCUGGAAAGCGUUGCCCCGGCAAGAGGAACCGCAAGAAAGGCAGCAGCACGAUUGUCGACACCACAACAGACGCCUUGGAUAUGCCCCCCAGUGGCAUCAGAGAGGUCCGCGCGGCCGUGCGGCAUCUGUCAAGGUCGACUGUUCUCCCCUUACACCGACUGCAGACGAGGCGUGGGCACAUCGAAUGUUUCUGCUCUGCGGAGACGUGGAAGAGGUCGACAGGGAGGCGCAAGACCGCCGUUCAGAGAGAAGCCCACGCGCCAAAGCCGACGCCUCCCACAGUCCUCCAUCUUGCCAGAGGCGUCAACAGGAGCCGCAGAUGCCACUGUUAGCGCCGCUCCGCUCACCAUCGCUCAUGGUGCGGCCGCGUCGUGCGCCUUGGCAAGCGUGCCCCGAUAAACCUGCGGCGAGGGCGCCUGUCUCGAUGUGCCCUCCCGCUGCUGCUGCUGCUGCCCGUUCGGCGGUUCCGGUCCUGUCUAUCUCGCUAUGCGAGACGCCACCUUCGGCACCGGCGCGUACAUCAACGCGCCGAUGUCUGAACGAGCUUCCCCUGAACCACCGCAGGAUCGAUGCCGGCUUUGCCCGUAUCGCGCCCCCGCACCAGCUUGUAUCACCCCCAAGCACUGCUGCAAUAUGCUGGCGCUUACCGGGAGAAGAUGGUGGCGCACUCGUCCAUCACGGCUCUCCAAGAAGGAAAGUCUCGCUCCUGAAACACAGAGACACCCACUGCGACACUGCAGCGCGCCGACGACCAUCUGCAGGGGAGAGCGCGUCGGCUGCAGGUGUAGAAGCAAUUUGCACGGCUGCCGCAAUAAAGUGCAACCGUGCGGACAGCGAGAGCAGAGGUGUUCCUCUUGCCACCGCGCCCCCUGUCCCCUCUACAGCGAAGGAGAGGUUGGCGACGCACGCUGGCCCACCUGUGCUUACACAUGUCGCGACUCAUGUGGCCAGCACAACUUCCGUCCCGCCACGUCGCCUUCGCACGCCCGUGGUAACGUGGUCGGAUGAUGUGCAGCAGUAUUGA